Drosophila guanche is the source of this 1661-nucleotide messenger RNA. RefSeq names its product 4-coumarate--CoA ligase 1-like. NCBI's taxonomy places the organism in Eukaryota, Metazoa, Arthropoda, Insecta, Diptera, Drosophilidae. The coding region runs from base 13 to 1644 and encodes 543 amino acids. The transcript has 3 exons. Gene Ontology annotation, biological process: fatty-acyl-CoA biosynthetic process; long-chain fatty acid metabolic process. The record is from RefSeq and is a predicted model, not a curated record. Gene Ontology annotation, molecular function: long-chain fatty acid-CoA ligase activity.
AUACAAGUACUGAUGGAUCGCAUAAUGCAGUACAAGCCUGAAAUCCACUACGAUGACACUCUCAGGGUGUGGAGUGGAGGCGAAAGAUCAGACUACUUUCCAUCGCACCUUUCCAUUGGGGAGAUCAUUUACAGGGAGAUGGAAAGCCAUCCUAAGCUGAUUGCCCAAAUCUCAGCCACAGAGAAGACAGUGCUGACCAGGGAGGAGUUACGUUUGAAUGCCAUGCGAGUGGCGAGCUAUAUGCGAAGACUUGGCCUGAAGAAAUCGGAUAUUGUAGGCAUCAUAGCCAGAAACACCACACACAUGGUGGCUGUGGCAUACGCUUGUUUCUUCAAUGGCAUACCGUUCCACUCUCUCAACGUAGCCUAUGAGCAGGAGACUAUUGAAACGCUGUUCGGCAUCACCAGACCACGUCUAAUCGUCUGCGAUGGAGAUGAAUUCGAGAGACUUCUGGCCGCUACCGAAAAACUCAAACUGGAUACCACAAUUAUUACCAUGCGGAAUCACCCGUUGGCUAGAUCCGUGCGGAUUCAGGAUGUCUUAACCACACCUAUAGAGGAGAACUUUCAGCCCUCCAGCCUGGAGCCAAAGCAGACUUUGGCCAUUCUCUGCUCCUCCGGAACGACGGGCAUACCAAAAGCAGUCACGAUUGCAAAUAGUCAACAGGUUCUAUCUCCCGCCUUCCGCCUGGAUUCCAAUGUGCAACACGCAUACAGCACCCUGGACUGGAACUCGGGUCUCAUGUCCAUCAUCCACGCUGGAGCAUUCAACAAAACAAGUAUUAUAGCUCACAAUGAUUUCGAUCCUGGCUUCAUGUGUCGCAUGAUAAAAGAGUACAAGAUCGGGGUUGUAAUUGAAUGUUCUUCCCACCUGGCAAUUUUGGCGAACUAUCCAGGGUUCGAAGACGCUGACCUGUCGAGCAUAGAGGUUCUUGUUUUUGGAGGCUCCCACUGCUCCCUGGAAGUUCAGAAACGUGUCCGUAGCCGAAUCAAGGGAGCCCUGAUCUUUACCUAUACCAUAUCAGAGCUGAGCAGCCCGGGCACCAUGAACCUUCACUUUGAUGAGAAACCCAACUCUUCUGGACGCCCAGCCCCCGGCACCAAGGUCAAGAUAAUUAAUGAACAGGGCGUGGCUCUGGGCCCGAAUGUAGUUGGGGAAGUAUGCCUAUUCAAUGGUCGGCAUUGGUCUGGCUAUUAUGGCAAUCCAGAAGAGACCCGGAAGAUUCUCGACUCUGAGAUGUGGUUUCACACCGGAGAUUUGGGCUACAUGGAUCAAGAUGGCUUCCUAUUUAUAGAAGAUCGCAAGAAGGACAUGCUCAAGUGUCAAAAUCUCAUGUAUUAUCCCAACGAAAUAGAGACAGUCAUCGCCCGCAUGCCUAACGUGGCCGAGGUCUGUGUAUUUGGCAUUUGGGAUACAAUCAAUGGUGAUGAGGCAGCUGCCUGUGUAGUGAAGAGGCAAGACAGCAAACUGGUCUCCCAGGAUGUUGUGGACUUUGUAAACCAACAUAUUACCGCCAAGUAUAGGCAGUUGAGCGCUGGAGUCAUCAUUGUAGAGGAUCUAAAGCGUAGUGGAAAUGGCAAGACAAAUCGAUGCGCCAACAAGGAACACUUUAUGAAAGUUCAGAAUAUUAAAGAGUCUAAAUGAAUGCAUUUUGUAGCUAA